Molecule: messenger RNA, 694 nt
Organism: Rhagoletis zephyria (snowberry fruit fly)
Lineage: Eukaryota; Metazoa; Arthropoda; Insecta; Diptera; Tephritidae
Source: RefSeq, a predicted model, not a curated record
UGUCAUUCAACAAGUGUCUCCGAACGCGUAAAGUACGAUUUUUUUAAAGUGACGAAAAAGUAAUAAAAGUAUAAAACCGAAAUGAGUGCAAAUUGUCCAGAAAAUAUCAAUUUAUUUUGUUACGUUUGUGGCAAAAGAGCCUUUUCAACAAAUACUGCAUUACUCACUGAGCAAGUGGAGCGCGCUUUUCAACUUUAUUUUGAUUCCGAAAUAAUUCGCGGCGUUUCGUGGGACCCAGACAAAAUUUGUAAAACGUGCUACAAUGGUCUUAACAUGUGGAUCCAAGGGAAACGCAGUUCACUUCGUUUUGGUGUACCAAUGAUUUGGACUGAUCCAGGAGAGCACAAUUCCGACAACUGUUACGCUUGCGCAAACAAAAUAUGUGGAGUAAAUCGUAAAGGCCUUAAACGAAGAGUUUACAUAUCUGUUAAAAGUGCACAAAUACCUCUACCGCAUUCGGAUGAAAUACCAAUUCCACCGCUUCCAAGUCCUGACAGAGAAACUUCUUUUUCUAUUGAAACAAUGGAUCAAUCGGAUUUCACCUAUAAACCAACACCAGAAAUCAUCCGAUACAGACUCUGAACAAGUGGGCGAACCACCACGCAAGAAAGUAAAGGGCGCAAACAAACGAAAAUAAGUUUUGCGUUCAUCGAUUUUUAUAACCUAUGUAUCUAUGUAAUAACCUAAUAAUUAC